AUGGCCUUGACGAGCUGGAAAUCAUUUCCAUUCUUCAGCACUUCGAAGGUUCCGGUCCCUGCUGAUGAGGACGGCACGUAUAUCUUCGAUAAUGAUGUUCGUUGCGUAGCAUCGAGCACAGACAGCCUCGUUCUGGGAACAAACGAUGGCUACGUGCGUGUUCUAUCCAAAGCCUUCCGCAUUUCGCAGACAUUCAAGGCAUCCGACCUUCCUAUACCAGUCAUUUACCUGCGAGCGAUUCCAGACACCGCAUUUCUCGUCACAAUUUCCGAAGAUCUGUCCAGUGACCCGUCAUUGAAGGUUUGGGCACUCGACAGAUUAGACAAGAAGACUGGACACCCGAAAUGCCUAUCUACAGUUGCGGUCCAGAAUGGGAAGAGACUGUUUCCGGUGACAGCCUGUGUUGUGCUCGACGACCUCAGUCAAGUCGCUGUUGGCUUCGCAAAUGGGUCAGUCACAGUCAUACGCGGCGAUCUGAUCCACGACCGAGGAACCAAGCAGAGGACCGUGUUCGAAUCUGAGGAUCCCAUCACAGCUCUUGCCGUACGCCAGGGCACGUUGAAAGUGCUUUACAUCGCAAAUACGGGAAGACUCUCAAGUAUUGUCAUCUCUGGCAAAGGGCAGGGCCAGGCAGUCCGUACGAUCGAUAAUCGCGGCUGUGACGUUGGAUGCAUGACUCAGGAUCCUGAGACGGAAGACAUCGUUGUGGCGAGGAAUGACGCCAUCUACUACUACGGUCCGAAUGGUAGAGGGCCAUCGUAUGCCUUCGAAGGACCCAAGACGAAAGUACUAAUCUACAAAGAUUACGUUGCUGUGAUUUGUCCGCCACGCGUUGCACAACUGUCCAAGUCGAAGCAAUUUCGACAGUUAGGUGGCGAGGAAGUGGACGACCUAUUCACGACGAGUUCACUUACGCUAUUGGACACUGACCUGAAAUUUGUGGCUCACAACGAGUCUCUGUCUGCUCAAAUUAAAGACGUGUUCGUUGUUUGGAACGAGCUAUUUCUGCUUACAGCAGACGGCAAAGUUCUGCGGUACCAGGAGAAGACUCUGCAGCAAAAGUUAGAGAUCCUAUAUCAGCGGAACCUUUACAUCUAUGCCAUCAACCUCGCUCAGAAGAGCGGAGCGGACAAGAUGCAGCAGAACAUCAUUUUCCGAAAGUAUGGCGACUUCCUCUACCAGAAGGGAGACUACGAUACAGCAAUGCAGCAAUAUCUGAGAGCCAUCGACAAUACGGAGCCUUCGCAGGUCAUUCGUAAGUUCCUCGAUACUCAGCGGAUACACAACCUUGUCGACUACCUGGAAGAACUACACGAGCACGACAAAGCCACAGCGGAUCACACAACGCUACUCCUCAACUGCUAUGCGAAGCUCAAGGACACCGAAAAAUUGGACGCCUUCAUCCGCACGCCUGGCGAACUCAAGUUCGAUCUGGACACCGCCAUAGCGAUGUGUCGGCAAGGUGGCUACUCAGAUCAAGCAGCUUAUCUGGCAACCAAACAUGGCGAGAAUGAGCUCGUCAUUGAUAUUCUGAUCGAAGAUUCCAAGAAGUACGCAGAGGCUCUGCAAUACAUUUGGCGACUGCCUGCAGACGCUGCUUUUCCGAUGCUCAUGAAGUACGCUCGUAGUCUGCUACAUCAUUGCCCGGACGAGACCUCGAGGCUGUUCAUUGACUACUACACAGGCCGCUACGAACCCAAACAGGACGUACCUGCUGUGGAAGACGUGCAAGCUCAGAGUGGUGGAGGAGCUUCUCAAUACCUGUCGGCCCUGUGGCAGGUGCCGUUUAUGAGCCGGCAAGGGACUUCAGAUUCCACGAAAGUGCAGUCGCCGCCGGACGCCAAUGGUGCUGAUGUCGCGGAGGAAGCCACGCCUGAGCCAACAUAUACCCCACCGAGACCAAGAACGGCCUUUUCUGCCUUCAUCGACAGCCCGACUAAGUUUAUCAUUUUCCUCGAAGCAUUGAUGGAGCAGCCAAAUCUGUCUUCCGCAGAUCGAUCCGAUCUCGCGACUACUCUGUUCGAGAUGUACCUCGAUGCUUCACGAGACACACGAAAUGCAGCUCAGAAAUCCGCUUUGGAAGCGAAGGCCACGAAACUUAUCGUUGGAGAUGUUGGUAGCAGAAGCUCUACCAAAUCGAGCAUUGACACCUCCAAUGUGUUACUACUCUCCUCACUUUCCAAGUUCCCAGCAGGAACUACUUUGGUGCGGGAACGAGCGAGCAUGUAUGCAGACAUCUUUCGCUCCUACACAUCCACGAAAGACACCCAAGGUGCGAUAUCGGCCCUUCGGAAAUAUGGGCCUGAGGAUCUCAAUUUGUAUCCGCUAGCGUUGAUCUACCUGUCCUCGUCGCCUGGUAUACUAGCGGAGUCAGGGGUACGUGAAGAGCUUCAGACUGUCCUUCGAAGAAUCGACCAGGAAAAUCUUCUGGCGCCGCUACAGGUUGUUAAGAUACUAUCGCAGGGCGGAGCUGUCAAUAUUGGGAUGGUCAAAGACUACUUGUCUGACAAUCUCGCCCGGGAGCGGAAAGAGAUACAGACAAAUCGGCGUCUUGUUGAGUCAUAUCGAAAAGAAACGGAUUCGAAGCGGGCAGAAAUUGAAGACUUGGGUACCAAGCCGAUGGUCUUCCAAGCCAGACGAUGCUCUGCUUGCACGCGCAACCUGACGUUGCCCACUGUGCACUUCCUCUGUAAGCAUUCGUUCCAUCAGGAGUGCCUCAACAAGAACGCUGUGGGACAAGAUGAGGACGACAAGGCUGAAUGUCCCUUGUGCAAACCGGGUAACGACACGAUUAAAGCAAUUCGUCGACAGCAGGUCGAAAGCACAGAACAGCACGACUUGUUCAAAGCUGCACUCGGCCGGAGCACGAACCGCUUCGGCACAGUGAGCGAGUUUUUUGGCCGUGGAGUGAUGGCUGUUCCAGUCAGUGAGUGA
Cyphellophora attinorum is the source of this 2934-nucleotide messenger RNA. RefSeq lists its product as uncharacterized. Gene Ontology annotation, cellular component: endosome; HOPS complex. NCBI's taxonomy places the organism in Eukaryota, Fungi, Ascomycota, Eurotiomycetes, Chaetothyriales, Cyphellophoraceae. Gene Ontology annotation, biological process: vesicle-mediated transport; endosome organization; organelle fusion. The record is from RefSeq and is a predicted model, not a curated record. Bases 1 to 2934 code for a protein of 977 amino acids. The transcript is spliced from 2 exons. Gene Ontology annotation, molecular function: protein-macromolecule adaptor activity; protein binding.